AUGAGACUUUCAAUUUCUUCUUGCACCUUCAUCCUAUUCACCCUACUUUUCUCUUUGAUUAUUCAAGAGAAUCAUGCUAGAAAGAUAAACAAUAUCAUGGAAGUUGAAAAUUCUGAUGAAGAAGUUCAUCAUCACAAUCAAAUAGAGCCUGAAUUGAAUGUAUUUUUCGUUCCAAACGAUCUAAAAAUCGGAAAAAUAAUGCCUAUAUAUUUUUCAAAAAAAGACUUAUCAACAACUCCAAAAUUCCUCCCGAAAGAAGAAUCAGAAAAACUCCCUUUCACACCAAAAGAACUCCCUCUCCUUCUGGAUUUCUUCACCAUCCCAAAAGAUUCACCUCAAGCCAAAGCCAUGAAGUACACACUUGACCAAUGCAACUUUGAACCUAUGGAAGGGGAAACAAAAUUCUGCGCAACAUCGUUAGAAUCUUUAUUCGAUUUCGCAAACUCCAUGUUUGGUUCAAACUCAAACUUCAAAUUCUUGACCACAAAACAUGUCACAGAAUCCACCAUCCCUUUACAAAACUACACAAUUGCGAAAGUGAACAAAAUCUCAGUUCCUAAUGCUUUUGGAUGUCACCCUAUGCCAUACCCUUUCGCAGUAUUCUACUGUCAUACUCAAAAGGGUGAUGCCAAUUUGUAUGAACUCGUUCUUGAGGGUGAAAAUGGUGAAGUUAUUGAAGCUGCAGGUAUUUGUCAUAUGGAUACUUCUAAAUGGGACGCCGAUCACGUCGCCUUUCGUGUUCUCGAUACUCGACCGGGAAAGUCUCCGGUGUGUCAUUUUUUUCCGCCUGAUAAUCUUGUUUUGGUUCCUACAUCUUAA
Molecule: messenger RNA, 819 nt
Organism: Vicia faba (fava bean)
Lineage: Eukaryota; Viridiplantae; Streptophyta; Magnoliopsida; Fabales; Fabaceae
Source: the annotation of a GenBank genome assembly